GCGGGAGCCGCCCCGGCCGCAGCCGCCGCCGCCAUGGCGAUCAAGUUCCUGGAGGUCAUCAAGCCCUUCUGCGUGAUCCUGCCCGAGAUCCAGAAGCCCGAGCGCAAGAUCCAGUUCAAGGAGAAAGUGCUGUGGACCGCCAUCACCCUCUUCAUCUUCUUAGUCUGCUGCCAGAUUCCUCUGUUCGGGAUCAUGUCUUCAGACUCCGCCGACCCUUUCUACUGGAUGCGGGUCAUUCUGGCCUCUAACAGAGGGACGCUCAUGGAGCUGGGAAUUUCUCCCAUCGUCACGUCCGGCCUCAUCAUGCAGCUCUUGGCCGGAGCCAAGAUCAUCGAAGUCGGCGACACGCCCAAGGACCGCGCGCUCUUCAACGGGGCCCAGAAGCUGUUCGGCAUGAUCAUCACCAUCGGGCAGUCGAUCGUGUACGUCAUGACCGGCAUGUACGGGGACCCCUCCGAGAUGGGCGCCGGCAUCUGCCUGCUGAUCACAAUCCAGAGGCUUGCCCGUGGCCUCACCCCUUUGCUCCCGGCCUCACCUCUUUGUUCCCGGCCUCACCCCAUUGCUCCCGGCCUCACCCCUUUGCUCCCGGCCUCACCCCUUUGCUCCCGGCCUCACCUCUUUGCUCCCGGCCUCACCCCUUUGCCCGGCGCUCUGCCCCCAGGGAUGGAGUUCGAAGGCGCCAUCAUCGCGCUCUUCCACCUCCUGGCCACCCGCACGGACAAGGUGCGCGCCCUCCGCGAGGCCUUCUACCGCCAGAACCUGCCCAACCUCAUGAACCUCAUCGCCACCAUCUUCGUGUUCGCCGUGGUCAUCUACUUCCAGGGCUUCCGCGUGGACCUGCCCAUCAAGUCCGCGCGCUACCGCGGCCAGUACAACACGUACCCCAUCAAGCUCUUCUACACCUCGAACAUCCCCAUCAUCCUGCAGUCGGCCCUGGUCUCCAACCUCUACGUCAUCUCCCAGAUGCUGUCCGCCCGCUUCAGCGGGAACCUGCUCGUCAGCUUGCUGGGCACCUGGUCGGACACGUCCUCGGGGGGCCCGGCCCGCGCCUACCCGGUGGGCGGCCUCUGCUACUACCUGUCCCCUCCGGAGUCGUUCGGGUCGGUGCUGGAGGACCCCGUGCACGCCGUGGUCUACAUCGUGUUCAUGCUGGGCUCCUGCGCGUUCUUCUCCAAGACCUGGAUCGAGGUCUCGGGCUCCUCCGCCAAGGACGUCGCCAAGCAGCUGAAGGAGCAGCAGAUGGUCAUGCGGGGCCACCGGGAGACGUCCAUGGUCCACGAGCUCAACCGGUACAUCCCCACGGCGGCGGCCUUCGGCGGGCUGUGCAUCGGGGCGCUGUCGGUGCUGGCCGACUUCCUGGGCGCCAUCGGCUCGGGCACGGGCAUCCUGCUGGCCGUCACCAUCAUCUACCAGUACUUCGAGAUCUUCGUCAAGGAGCAGAGCGAGGUCGGCAGCAUGGGGGCGCUGCUCUUCUGAGCCUCCGCGCCCGGCCUCCCCGCCCGGCCUCCGCGCCGCCCCAGCCCCCCCACCCCCAAUGCCACGCGUGUUUUGCAGUUUUCCGCAAAUCCGCCUCUUCAUUCCGGCGCGUCGCCAGGAAGACGAGCCCCCGGGGGGCGGCCUCCACGACCCUCCCUCCCCGGGGGGCCGGCCUCGACACCCGCGGGCGGCCUCGACACUUGGGAGGCUGUAAGGGUGGGGACUGUUCUGUCCACCGUGGGAGGCCCAGGCGGUGUGUCAGUCUGUCUGUCUGUCUGUCUGCCGGGCCUCGGGUCACUCGUGUUCUGGGGACACGGGACUGGCGUGGUGGCGGCACACGCGCGUGUGUGUGUGUCCUCCCGUGUUCACUCCGUGGCCUCCGACUGCUUCUCUCUCUCUCUCCACGGAGCCGGCCUCCCUGCCUCCCUUUGGCUCCUGCUGUUCGAGACAGGGCCGCUCAUGCGCCCUCUGUCGCCCCCGGGGGUUUCUCCUCACAGCUGCCUCCGGUUCCGAGGCUCAGGCGAGCCUCCCGCCUCGGCCUCCCUCCCGAGUAGCUGGGACGACAGGCGUGCGCCUCCAUGCCCGGCUAGUUUAUU
Molecule: messenger RNA, 2072 nt
Organism: Microcebus murinus (gray mouse lemur)
Lineage: Eukaryota; Metazoa; Chordata; Mammalia; Primates; Cheirogaleidae
Source: RefSeq, a predicted model, not a curated record